AUGUACUGCAUCAGUGUGCAUGCCACAACUGUAAUAUGCGAGUUGGGUUUCAUGUCAUCAGGGUCACUGCAGCAGUAUGACUCACUCGUGUCAAUGCGUGGCAAUCUGCAUUCCUGCCGGCUGUGCCCCUAUGUGACCGCAAUAAAGUCAAACAUGCAAGCACAUCUGCGCAUACAUACUGGCGAGCGCCCCUUCAAGUGCCACUUCUGCCCUGAGGCAUUCACUUGUCUUUCCAACUUAAAGCGACAUGAACGCACACACACUGGCGAGCGCCCCUACAAGUGCCACCUCUGCCCUGAGGCAUUCAUUCAUGGUACCAGCUUCAAGCGGCAUGUCUGCACCCACACAGGCGAGCGCCCAUUCAAGUGUCCCUACUGCCCGAGUGCAUUCUGCGAAAGUUCCACCCUGAAGCAGCAUGUGCUCACGCAUACAAAAGAGUGCCCCUACCAGUGCCACCUGUGCCCACAAGCAUUCAGUAAGAAGUCCAAUCUGACUCGCCAUGUACGCAGCCACACACGAGAGCGUUUCAUGUCAUCAGGGUCACUGCAGCAGUAUGACUCACUCGUGUCAAUGCAUGGCAAUCUGCAUUCCUGCCGGCUGUGCCCCUAUGUGACCGCAAUAAAGUCAAGCAUGCAAGCACAUCUGCGCAUACAUACUGGCGAGCGCCCCUUCAAGUGCCACUUCUGCCCUGAGGCAUUCACUUGUCUUUCCAACUUAAAACGACAUGAACGCACACACACUGGCGAGCGCCUCUACAAGUGCCACCUCUGCCCUGAGGCAUUCAUUGAUGGUACCAGCUUCAAGCGGCAUGUCUGCACCCACACAGGCGAGCGCCCAUUCAAGUGUCGCUUUUGCCCGAGCACAUUCUAUGACAGUUCCACCGUGAACCAGCAUGUCCACACCCACUCAGGCGAGCGCCCUUUCAAGUGCCGUUUCUGCCCAGGCAAAUUCGCUCACCGUACCACUCUGAACCAGCAUGUCCGCACCCACACAGGCGAACGCCCAUUCAAGUGUCCCUACUGCCCGAGCGCAUUCUGCGACAGUUCCACCCUGAAGCAGCAUGUGCGCACGCAUACAAAAGAGUGCCCCUACCAGUGCCACCUGUGCCCACAAGCAUUCACUCAGAAGUCCAAUCUGACACGCCAUGUACGCAGCCACACACGAGAGCGUUCUUUUUCCUGAACCCACCGCAGCGCCUCGUUUUCGUGGCAUCAGAAACUCUAUA
Molecule: messenger RNA, 1225 nt
Organism: Dermacentor albipictus
Lineage: Eukaryota; Metazoa; Arthropoda; Arachnida; Ixodida; Ixodidae
Source: RefSeq, a predicted model, not a curated record